This is a messenger RNA of Anarrhichthys ocellatus (wolf-eel), 1031 nucleotides long. RefSeq names its product CD59 glycoprotein-like. The record is from RefSeq and is a predicted model, not a curated record. Bases 130 to 483 code for a protein of 117 amino acids. NCBI's taxonomy places the organism in Eukaryota, Metazoa, Chordata, Actinopteri, Perciformes, Anarhichadidae. The transcript has 5 exons.
CUGUCAGUCAAAGUCUGAGUCUUUACUCUGUCUGUGCCCUGCUCAACAUCAACAAGAACCAAAGUACUGCUGAACACGAGUAUUCCUUUUACUGCUGCUGCUGGAUGUGUGAGCUUUGCUGAGGUGAAAAUGAAGUGCUCCCUGGGGAUCUGUCUGGUGUUCUGCUCCGCUCUGAUCGGACUGGGAUCAGCCAUCCGCUGCUUCAGCUGUAAGGACUACACAGCCAGCUGCUCCAAGCAGAGAGAGUGUAGCUAUGACGACGCCUGUCUCACACUCAGCGAGAGAGGUGGAAUGACUUACCGUCAGUGUCUGAAGUAUUCAGACUGUGAGUAUGGCCGCCUGGCCCAGAUGUUCCCCCAGGUUUCCAGUUUCACCUUCAAGUGCUGCAACUCUGGCCUGUGUAACUCCGCCCCCUCCUCUGCAGCGAGCUCUGUGAUUGGUCUGCUGACCUCAGCGGCAGUCAUGUGGUGGUGCAUCCACUGAAGAGUGCUGCAGCUCUACGGCGCCCCCUGUGGCUGAAACAUGUAACAAGAGCUUCUUUAACAGUCUGAUCAAUAUACUCAAUCUGAUCAAUACAUUCAGUCUUCUGAUCAAUACAUUCAGUCGUCUCAUCAAUAUAUUCAGUCUGAUCAAUACAUUCAGUCGUCUGAUCAAUAUCUUCAGUCUGAUCAAUACAUUCAGUCUUCUGAUCAAUACAUUCAGUCGUCUGAUCAAUACAUUCGAUCUGAUCAAUACAUUCAGUCUUCUGAUCAAUACAUUCGUACUGAACGCUUAUCACAGAUCAAUAUUUAUGUGUAAAGAAAUAUUUUCCUGCUGAUUGAUUGAUUGAUUGAUUGAUUAUUAAAAGAUUGAUGAAACCAUAGUAACACACUAUUUGUAUCAGCUGUUUUACAGGAAACUGAACCUCUAACUACACGGCCUUCAAAAUAAAAUGUAACUGAAACGUUCUUCUGUGACUUGAGAUGUAAACGAUCUGAAGCUCUUUAACUUUUGUCUGUGAAUUAAAUCAAUAAAUGGAGACAAACUGGAAA